CGCCCCGAGGGUCCGGGUCCGAGCGUCACCCGGAGGCGGCGGGAGGCGCCUGGCCACCACUGGGGAGGGGCCCGCGGGGACUUAGAACCGAUUUAACUUUCAGUUUUAGAUUCAGUCCCCGCGGGGCGGGAGGGUCGGGGCUGACCGUGGGGCGGGGUCAGGGUCUCACACCCUCCAGGUCAUGCGAGGCUGCUACAUGGGACCCGAUGGGCGCCUCCUCCGUGGUUACUAUCAAUACGCCUACGACGGCGCCGACUACAUCGCCCUGAACGAGGACCUGACAUCCUGGACCGCAGCCGACAUGGCGGCUCAGAUCACGAAGCGCAACUGGGAGACGAAGAGCAAGUGGGAGGCGAUUAAUUUUGCGCACAAGUGGGAGAUGAAGCACAAGUGGGAGUGGGCUAGUUUUGCGGAAGUGAUGAGGUUCUACCUGGAGGACACCUGCAUGGAGUGGCUCCGCAAUCACCUGGAAAAAGGGAAGGAGACCCUGCAGCGCGCAGACCCUCCAAAGGCACACGUGACCCACCACCUCGUCUCUGCCAGUGAGGUCACCCUGAGGUGCUGGGCGCUGGGCUUCUACCCUGCGGACAUCAGCCUGACUUGGAAGCGUGACGGGGAGGACCAGACCCAGGACAUGGAGCUGGUGGAGACCAGGCCUGCGGGGGACGGGACCUUCCAGAAGUGGGCGGCUGUGGGGGUGCCCCCUGGAGAGGAGCAGAGAUACACGUGCCAUGUGCAGCACGAGGGGCUGUCCGAGCCCCUGACCCUGAGAUGGGAGUCACCCCCUGGCCUGCGGCACCUUCUCCCUGCAAGGCCUCCCUGUGAGUUCCCCUGA
Myotis brandtii (Brandt's bat) is the source of this 835-nucleotide messenger RNA. Its product is annotated as patr class I histocompatibility antigen, B-2 alpha chain-like. The record is from RefSeq and is a predicted model, not a curated record. Gene Ontology annotation, biological process: immune response; antigen processing and presentation of endogenous peptide antigen via MHC class Ib; antigen processing and presentation of endogenous peptide antigen via MHC class I via ER pathway, TAP-independent. Gene Ontology annotation, molecular function: signaling receptor binding; peptide antigen binding. Gene Ontology annotation, cellular component: external side of plasma membrane. The transcript has 3 exons. The coding region runs from base 182 to 835 and encodes 217 amino acids. Lineage: Eukaryota; Metazoa; Chordata; Mammalia; Chiroptera; Vespertilionidae.